AUGUCGCCCGGCAGCUUGCCCGGCGGGAUUGUGACCUCGAGCCUGUUCCCGCUGGGCGGUCGGACAAAGAUGGUGUGCGCCGAGGAGGCGGUCUUCUCCGGCAUCGCAAAGGCGCUCGAGGUCGGCGGCGCGCGCCGGCGUCGCGUCGCGGAGAUCGCGAAUGUGCUUGUCGCGCUGGCUGCCAUGCUGGUGGACCAACUGGCCGGAGUUGGACGCAAGAAGAAAACGCGGCGUUUCCUCCCUUGGGUUAUCGGCUCCUAUAACGGGUAUCGGUACGAACUCCUGUGGUACCGGCCCUUCCCAAAACCCGGCCUGAGCGCUGCGCCGGCUCUCAUACACAUGCAGUGGAGCUACUCGCUCAUUGCGUACGUGAGCAUCCUCUUCUUCGUCGCCGGCGUCGCAGAAAUCGGCGGCGGAUGGCUUGUCUGGCAGGCCGUGCGCGAGCAGAAGCCGUGGUGGUGGGCGGUCGCUGGCGGUGCGGUGCUGAUGCUGUAUGGGUUUGUGCCGACAUUGCAACCGCUGAACGAUUUCGGAAGACUGUACGCCGUGUACGGCGGCGUCUUCAUCGGCCUGUCUUUCGUGUGGGGGUACCUCUUCGACGGGAUUGUGCCCGACACCGGCGAUUGGGUCGGCAGCAUCGUGGCGCUGCUCGGCGUGGCGCUCGUGCUCUUCUGGCCACGCGAGGGCGCUGAGCAGGUAGUUGAGCCGCUCUUGAUCACCGGCCGACAGGCUUGA
This is a messenger RNA of Emiliania huxleyi CCMP1516, 735 nucleotides long. RefSeq lists its product as hypothetical. NCBI's taxonomy places the organism in Eukaryota, Haptophyta, Isochrysidales, Noelaerhabdaceae. The transcript has 4 exons. The record is from RefSeq and is a predicted model, not a curated record. Bases 1 to 735 code for a protein of 244 amino acids. Gene Ontology annotation, cellular component: membrane.